Closterium sp. Naga37s-1 is the source of this 2820-nucleotide messenger RNA. NCBI's taxonomy places the organism in Eukaryota, Viridiplantae, Streptophyta, Zygnematophyceae, Desmidiales, Closteriaceae. The record is from the annotation of a GenBank genome assembly.
AUGUGGGGUGCAAAGCUAAAACCCUUGCUUCCUGCUUCUCCCCUUCUCUCCUCUCUUCAUUUCACUCCCAGGAAGUGCUUCAUUCUUGGCAAUCCUUCGUUCUCAGCGGUAGAGGAGGGAAAGCAGUACGGCGUGAUAGUGAUAGGGGCGGGGCACGUGGUGGGCAAACUUAUGCUGAACCCCUUGCUUCCUGCUUCUCCCUUUCUCCUCUCUUCAUUCCAAUCCCAGGCAAUCCUUCGCGGCCCACCAUUCUCAGCAGUGGAGGAGGGCGAGCAGUACGAUGUGAUUGUGAUAGGCGCGGGGCACGCGGGGUGUGAGGCAGCUCUGGCGUCCGCCAGGCUGGGCGCCAGGACGCUGCUGCUCACGCUGUCGCUUGACAAGAUCGCAUGGCAGCCGUGCAACCCAGCAGUGGGGGGUCCGGCCAAAUCACAGUUGGUGCAUGAGACAGACGCCCUGGGAGGGGAGAUUGGCAGGAUGACGGACAGGUGCUAUGUGCAGAAGCGAGUGCUCAACCGGUCACGGGGGCCGGCGGUGUGGGCUUUAAGGGCGCAGACGGACAAGCGGGAGUACAGCGAGGAGAUGAGGAAGGUGGUGGAGAACACGCCCAAUCUGUUCAUCCGAGAGGCGAUGGCAACGGAGCUCAUAGUGGGCCCCAACGACGACGUGCAGGGCGUGCGGACGUUCUUUGGGGUCGACUUCCUGGCCAAAGCGGUCGUGCUCACUACAGGUACCUUUAUGAAUGGCCGGAUUUGGGUGGGAAGACAGUCACUCCCAGCAGGCCGGGCAGGCGAGGGCGCCUCCCACGGGCUCACAGAGUACCUCCUCUCCCUCGGCUUCGAAUCCGACCGUCUAAAAACCGGCACGCCGCCGCGGAUCGACAUCCGGACCGUCGAUUUCUCCCGGUUGGAAGAGCAACCAGGGGACGAUCCUGAGGGGGGGGACGGCGUGGGGGAGCGGUGGUUCAGCUUUGAUGAGAGCGUGUGGAGGCGGAGGGAGCAGAUGAGCUGCUGGUUGACUCGAACGACCAAAGAGACCCAUCGGCUGGUGCAGGCGAGUCUGCAUGAGACGCCCACGUAUGGCGGCUGGGUGGACAGGCGUGGGCCCCGCUACUGCCCGAGUAUUGAGGAUAAGAUAGUGCGAUUCAAGGACAAGGAGUCGCACCAGAUCUUCCUCGAGCCUGAGGGCCGAAGUGUGCCAGAGCUCUACGUGCAGGGAUUCUCCACAGGCCUACCAGAACGCCUGCAGCUGGCCCUUCUCCGCUCUCUCCCCGGCUUGGAGCGCUGUGCCAUGCUGAGACCCGCUUAUGCAGUGGAGUAUGACUACUUGCCCGCCUACCAGUGCCAGCGCACACUCAUGACAAAGAAAAUUGAAGGGCUGUUCUUCAGCGGGCAGAUCAACGGCACCACGGGCUAUGAGGAAGCUGCUGCGCAGGGGUUAAUCGCAGGGAUCAACGCGGCCAGGCUGGCGGAUGGGAAGCCGCUGAUUGCGCUUGAGAGGGAGAGCAGCUACAUCGGCACCCUUAUUGAUGACCUGGUGACCAAGGAUUUGAGAGAGCCGUACCGCAUGCUCACCAGCCGUUCGGAGUUCCGGCUGCUGCUGCGGUCAGACAAUGCAGACGUGCGGCUGACACCCAUGGGGCGCGAGAUCGGGCUGAUUGAUGACCGCCGGUGGGGCAUGUAUGUGGCGAAGCAGGCGAGGAUGGACUCUGAGAAGGAGAGGCUGAAGCGAUACAAGCUGGCAGCCUCGCACCCGGCCAUCCCAGCGAUAGAGGAGCUGUCAGGCGCAGUGCGGCACGGCACAACGCUGGAUCAAAUCCUCCGCCGCCCUCAUGUCACCUACAGCCUCUUCAGAGACCACCACCUCAUGGGCGCCCCUACCCCCCUCUCCUCCUCCUCUGGUUCGGAAAGUGGUUCGGAGAGUGGUUCAGAAAGUGGUUCGGAAGGUGGUUCGGGGUCGGUGGGGGAGUGGGGGGAGGGAGGGGCGGUGGUGUCGGCAUGGGAGGCGGAGUGCGUGGAGGUGGAGUUGAAGUAUGAAGGGUUCAUUCAGAGGCAGAAGCAGCAGCUGGAGCAGGUGAUAGCCAAGGAGCACCGCCGCAUUCCCGAGGACAUUGACUACGACUCCAUUGCCACCAUCUCCAAGGAGGCCCGUGAAAAGCUCUCCAAGAUCCGGCCAGCCACCAUUGGGCAAGCCUCUAGACUGGGCGGAGUCAACCCUGCUGACAUCACGGCUCUGCUCAUUUUCCUGGAACCUGUUGAAGAUUUGGAGAGCGUCCUUUCCGGUCUUGGGGCGAAGCUUGAUUCGAAAGACUGUCCCUCGCGCGUUCCACGGGACUCGGAGGAACAGGCACAGCUACCUGUGUGCGACCCGAACCCGUGUCCAGCGACAAUAAACGAGCGAGAGUUAGGGGAUGAGGAUAUAGAGGCUUGGGAAGAACAGUACGAGGGUGUGGACGACGAGGAUUCUCCAUUUAGUUCAACUUCUUCAUUCUUAGAACCAGGACAGGCGUUUGUGGGGACGCAGAACGUGUCGUCCUCAUCUUCCCCGGGCGACUCUUCUCCGCCGUUAUCAGGCAUGGAGCGGGAUGAGGCUUGGCGGGUGACGGUGCGCAUCCAACAGUGCGACAUGCGGAGAGGGUACCUGUGCGGAUCCAUGGAGGCUCUUAACGUUCCCUCCACUGACACCUCGGUGGUUACCUUUUGGGACGGGGAGAUUGUGGACGGCAAGAACUACUCCUUCUUCACCGGCCAAUGGGACGCCACUCGUGAAACUGACAUCAAACACUGGUCUCGCUUCCCGUGCUUUCCGCAGCUCAAGGUGUGA